UUAGACGAGACGUCGUAUUGUAUUUUCUGAUAUCACUAAUUGAGUCAACUCUAUAGCGAAAUGUAUAGCCAUUAAUUUUUAAGUCUGAAACAGUUUUCCCUACCACCCCUUUAUUCACAACCAAUCCUUUUAAUGAUCUAGUUAGUAUUCUCGGGAAAAACUAAAAAAUCAAAUAUACAUAUUAAAUCAAUAAUAAAAGCAAACAGGGAUGUAAUACAAAGUUUAUGUGUUGAUGGUAGAGUAAUUAACGAAAGAAGAAACCAACAGACAGACAUUUUUACUUGGAACAUAUCAUGAGUUGCAGAGAAAUAUGCCGUAGGACUUUUCGCGGAUGUCUCCGAAUUCCAGGUUGUAAGACAAUAUGUUUUAAGUGUAUUCUACCGCCAUGUUGUUCUAGCGAUAGUGACGAUGAAAAGGAUGAAAAAGACGAUGAAGGAUAUGAUAGUUAUGGAAUAACAGCAUCUCAAAACCAUUUACCCGAACCACAUCAUUUGAUAGCAAAACCUCCAACUGAAAAAGACGUUGAAUGUCAUGAUUACGUUAACGAAUCCGAACUCGAACUAUCAACUAGCCACGUUGAAACUAAACUAGCAGAAGUCAUGUAUGUUGCUAUGAAUGACGCUUCAGAUGAUGAAGACAAGAUGGCGUCCAAGUCGUCAGGUCAAUAUUCGGUAGUUGUUGAUACCAACACGUGUAAUAACAAUCGACACGAUUAUGUGAAUGAAAGCGUUUUGUUUGCUAAAUCAGACAGAGAACGUGGUCAGGACGCUUCGUUUCAAAGGAACGGGGACCUGUCAGUUCAUACAGACUUUGGAAACGAUUGCAUCAAUGGAUGCAGAGAGAUAUUUAAACAAAAUGCACAGCAGGUUACGGACAGUGUAGUUGUUAAGGAAUACGAAACAAGAUCAUUAGAAAGUAAAGUUGCAGAUGCAGUUUCCAACCAACAGACGUUAAUUCUUCUGGAAACUGAUUUGUGAAACAUGUGUUUAUCCGCCUCUGUUUUGUAAUAUGUUGUUAAUUAUAACUCAGGGCAUAUGGUCUAGUUAAAAUUUGGUGCAUUAUAACAGAAUUUCAUAAUUUAUUUAAAACAAUCUAGUCAGUUUAAUCAAUAUGCUUGCAAUUAAGACAAGGAAUGCCGCUUUUAUUAAUUUAUUUUUGUUACGUUUGCAUUAUUAGAUAUGUAUAAACAUGUUAAGAAUCUCAUUACAAUGUAAAGUAGGUUGUAUGUAUCUAAUGUAAAUAUAAUUUUUUGUUUCAUCAGGAAAGAUUACCUGAAAUCGUGCCGCUAUGUAGAAAUAAUUCAUAGGCCAGUAUACAAGAUUAUUACAAGUGAGGUUUGCCAAAAAGUAAAAAUCGUUUAAUGAAAAUAUAUUUUGGUAAGGAAGAUUAAUCAUUUAUCCUUUAUAAAACACGAGUUAAGUGGAAGUUUGGAUGAUUAUCAUUCUCAUACAUCAACUACGCAUGCUACAGUUUUUGUCGCAUAGAUAACCAUAAUCAUUUUGUUAGUAAUUUGCUAAUGUUAUUCUCAAGUAUACAUGUUACUCUGAUAAAUUCUAGAUUAAAGUUCAGCACAAAAUCAUCAAUAACCAUAUGGAUUAUACCUAUACCAUUUGGUUUCCGUCGAAUGCAUUAUUUUUUUAAUAUUUAAAAAAGUAAUCCUCCUCCAAUACUAUGGGGCUUGUAGCAUCUUCUCUAACCAUUUACUUAAACUAAGAAGUAAUUCUAAGGGUGCAUACUUUUUUAGAACUAGCCCAUAAUGCAAAAAGGAAAUAAUUGGAAAAUACUAGUACAUAAAACCAGAAUUUAGAGUAUGUUAUUUAUUUAAUCAUGUUUUGACAAAAGUGACUCCUUUAAUGAUAAACGCCUCCCUCGUAUCCCAGAUGACCAACGCUGCAGUAUACAUAAUCGAGAAUUCAUAACAAAACUUUUAUUCAACAUUACUGUGCAAUUUUAAUUACAUCAAUUGUAAGGUUAGUAUCGUUUUAGUUAGGAAGUCACUGCAUUUCGUUGACAGCAUCUUAGUCACGUCAGAAUGUUUAAUGUCAACAAAGAUACUUUGUUAUCAAAUGAACCCUUACUAAUCAAUGAGUCUACCUAUUUUGACCAUUUAACAACAUUGAGUAUUGUUAUAAUGUAUCCUUUUACUUAAAUUUUGAAGUCAAUUUUACAGAGUAAGAUCAUAUUGGCUUUGUUGCCUCCUGACAAUUAUGUACAAGUUCCCAUGCAAUAUAUUAGAAUUAUUGUCAGUCAUCAUAGUUCUGCUGUGUUCAGAAAAAAAAAAACAAGACUAAGAAUUGUAUUCUCAUAAAGGGUCAUGCGUUUAAAAAUUCAUAAAUAUAAAACCUUUUGUCAAAUGACAAAUCAAAAUGGCUGUCGUAUCGUUUUAUGAGAGAGUUAUGAUUUGUAAAUGCAAUGCAAACUGCGUACAUGUGAUAUAGAUUUCAGCCCUUUAAGAUUCACAUUUUAUAUUUUAAAACAUAAUAUAUUCCAAGCCUGAUGUGUAUAUUAAUUAUGUAUACAGGACAACCGCGGGAGUAUUGUAUAGCCGUCUGUUAGGACAAUGAUAUCACUUUCGACGUUACUUUCAAGGUUACCUGUAUAGAUUCAUUACAUUUUUCCCCAUUAUUUUGAUACAUUUUAAGGGACCACAUUAGUGUUACAAGGAAUAUAACAAGUACGUCAACACUCAUUUUCUCAAAAACGACAACAUGCUAUUUUAGAAUAUUAUUUUUUAAAACAUCAAGCAGAUUCAAGAAGAUUAAUAAUGUAAGAACUAACUUGAUGUAAUCAUUUUGUAAUUUAAAAAUAUUGAAAUUAUGUAUGUUUUACUACAUUAUGCAUACUGCAAUGCAAUGUUACGAAUCUGAAGUGUUUUAAGAACAAUUGACACAGGAUGACUAUUGAUAUAUAAUUCUGUAAAAUGUUACUUUUCAGACUGGUCGAGUAAACCAGUACAUCUGAGUACAAAAUCUAUUUAUUUCAGACUCUUGCCACCUUAUAGUAUGUGCAUUUAAAAAGGCUAGUCAGUUUCGUAAUUCACUGGUCAAUUUAUGUGAAUGUUAUCAUUCCAGGAAUCGAGGCAUUUUUCUGUUCAAAUGUAUAGUUAUUAAAGAGUGCUAUUGGUCUUAGUUCUAGGUUGUGUAUAAAUAUUUACGAUGAGUUCAUAAACUCGUUUAUAAAUAACGCUGAAUGCAUUUAAAGAGGCACUUUAGUCGCACCAUACAUUUAUCUUCGUAUAAUUUGUUUUAUACUUUUUGUUUAGUUUAUAUUAUGAAUUAUCCUUCGUUAAGCUUUUAUAUGCCUAUUAUUUGCCUUUGUGAAAUGACUUGAAAGUAACAUAGUAUGUCAUGUCAAGUCCCUGAGUUCACAACUCGUGAAAAGACAGGAAUGAGAUCCACAGAACGACGAGCUUAAUAUUAAGUCCAUGGUCAUAGACAAUAUAUUAAAUUUCAUUCUGGCAAAUGACAGUAAAUGAAAUACAGAAUCGUUUAGUCAAGUUUGAUGUUAAGUUAAAUACAAUGUAUAUGAAAUCCUGAAGAAAACUUAGAUGCUAUUCAAAGCGACAUAACUCGUAUUUUUUUACUGGUAAUUAUCACAUGGCUAAUGUGUCUCUAAUAGCCAUAGCCAUGGCUGCUAUAUGUUUGCUACACGCUUUAAUUUCGGGCACAAAGUUGUUAAAUUUCAAAUCAGAAAGGCAUCAAAAGUAUUGACAAAUAAAUUAUUACAUAUCAAAAUAACUGUUUUCAGUUUUGAAAGAAUAGAUAUCAACAUUUACAAACUUUUUGUAAAUAAAAAAAAAUGCAAAUCGUUUGAAAUAACUAUUUAACUAAGCCAUCGUGUAAAUACUAAAAAAUAGCUUACAUUGUGACUUAAUUAACUCACUUUACCAAAUAGAUUUCUUUUAAUUUAUAAGUAAUGUCAUUCUUUAUUAAAUUUUGGGGUUUUAUAUGUAUUGUUUUCCUUUUUUUCUGAAAAAAAAAUGGACUUGUUAUACUAGUAGUUGAUUUGUGGAAUUUAUUAUGUUUAUUAUGAUGUUUUGAUAUGUAAAAAGAGCUUCAUAGUUGUUUUUUUAAUUGUUGUGAAAGAUUAUUUACAUAGUAUUCAUAUCUUUAUACAGUAUUGGUGUUGUGAAGACAUUGACCUUUCAAGACAAUAAAGAUGUGAUAUUUUA
Messenger RNA from Mytilus trossulus (common blue mussel), 4171 nucleotides. RefSeq lists its product as uncharacterized. Bases 294 to 977 code for a protein of 227 amino acids. Lineage: Eukaryota; Metazoa; Mollusca; Bivalvia; Mytilida; Mytilidae. The transcript is spliced from 3 exons. The record is from RefSeq and is a predicted model, not a curated record.